AUGUGUCAUGCUGCCAAAAUUCGCAUUGGCACGCAUACUAAUUUCGAUCCUUUCAACUUGGAAAGUUUGGACGGCUUGGUAGCUCCGAAAGGCUUGGACCAGCAGAUGGAUGCUGAAGAGGCAAGCCGUGAUGCUAAGAAAGCGGAAAAUGCUAAAAACAAAACGAAAAAAGCCAAAGAAGAGGCGGGAGAUAGCGCUGAUGAGAGCGAAUAA
Messenger RNA from Strongylus vulgaris, 213 nucleotides. The record is from the annotation of a GenBank genome assembly. Lineage: Eukaryota; Metazoa; Nematoda; Chromadorea; Rhabditida; Strongylidae.